CUGCCUGGGCAGAAUCCUAACGUGCUCCAGGGGGUCCUGCUUGAGCCGGUGUAUUGGACUAGAUGACCCCAUCGGUGGUCCUUCCCAGGCUUACCCACCCAGUAAUUCAGUGAUUUAAAAGUAUGACCGGAACAAUGCUUUAAGAAAUACUAAAACGAAGUUAGCCCCGGCAUGGCUGAUGCCUUAAUUAAAUUUUAAAGGCAGGCCUUUAUCACCAAAGGGUAGUACAGACUUCAACGAGCAUCAAUGCAGACCUCAACACGCACUGCAGAAAUUACUGCGUGUGUUGCUGAGGCUGCACAUGGCGAAUACCGUGCUAGGACGGACCCGGUGGGAGAGAAACGCCCGACCAGACUGAAAAGCCUGAGACAAAGAGGGUUUGGGAGAAGAUCAGGACCACGGUGGGGUCGCGGCUCGCAGCUAAGGAUUCCUUGGCUUUGUGCAUUGCAUGACAUACUAAGGAGAGAAGAUGCAUCUAGACAAGAUACAAUUCUGGCCUGUUCUGCACUGAAGAAGAUGUACAGGCGUGUGUUAAUUAGUGGAGCAUCUGCAACUGAAAGCAACCAGCCACAGCAACCAGGAGAAAACGCAGCACUGAAGAUCCUCUUUGUUCAUUUGGAUGGACCUAAGGACAUCAUUGCUGGCCGCCUGGAGAAGCGGAGAGGUCAUUUUAUGCCACCUGAACUUCUCAAGUCUCAGUUUGAUACUCUGGAGCCACCUAGUGCACCAGAAAACUUCAUUACUUUCAGUCUAGAAAAAUCUCUCCCUGAAAUAGUGCUAGAGAUUGAGAGUGCCAUUCUUCGGGGUGAGGUUUUGCUGGAGUGAUUUUCUGAAUGACACAUAUAGAAAUUCCCCGAAGGAUAUCAAGGCUAUGAGACAGGAUUUUAAUUAUUAAAUUGAUUAAUUGAUUAUUAAAUCAAACCAACUUAUUUUUAAGAGCUGGUUUACUACUCUGUUUUUUUUUAUCAUGGCUCUGUAAAAGACAUAUAAGAUGUAAUUUGCAAAAACUGUUAACUUUUUAAACCCUUCACUCUAUGAAGUUAAAAUUCUCAUUUUAGUAAGAGCCUGCUUUUGAAAAUCCUGCCAAGGGUCACACAGAAUAAUUUAUUUUCUUAAUUUUAAUAUGUACCCUGUCCAACAUUGAGAUGGGCACGUCUGCUACUACAAGGUUAAAUAAUCUACAGCUUUGUUAAAAACAAUAUCAUUUUUCUAGAAGAGGCAGAAAUAUACAUGAUGAAGUUCCGUAUCUGACACUACCCCAUCUCACUGCCAGAUUGUCGUCAAGUUCUGUGUUUGUGUCCUUGUUGACCUCAUCAGAGCACUGAUGACUUCAUAAGAACUUUUCUGAACUCUUACUGUAUGCAUUGACCACCAAGCUGAAAAAUGUGUGAAAAGAAAGGUAGUGGUGGUGAUGCAAUAUACAAAACUUGAUUGAAUGGAAAGUUUUAGAAAUAAAGCAUCAUUCUGGCUCUGAA
This is a messenger RNA of Corvus hawaiiensis (hawaiian crow), 1475 nucleotides long. It is a transcript of the gene IDNK, whose product is annotated as IDNK gluconokinase. The record is from RefSeq and is a predicted model, not a curated record. Lineage: Eukaryota; Metazoa; Chordata; Aves; Passeriformes; Corvidae. Gene Ontology annotation, molecular function: gluconokinase activity. The transcript has 4 exons. Gene Ontology annotation, cellular component: cytoplasm. The coding region runs from base 247 to 825 and encodes 192 amino acids.